Molecule: messenger RNA, 558 nt
Organism: Octopus bimaculoides (California two-spot octopus)
Lineage: Eukaryota; Metazoa; Mollusca; Cephalopoda; Octopoda; Octopodidae
Product: circumsporozoite protein-like
Source: RefSeq, a predicted model, not a curated record
AUGUGCACAUCUCUAGGACCAUUAAUAUGGAAUGAUCCCAACUGUAUCAACCCUAAACCUAAACCUAACGCUAACACUAACAUUAACACUAAACCUAAACAUAGACCUAAACCUAACACUAACCCUAACCCUAACCCUACGCCUAACUAUAAACCUAACCCGAACCCUAAUUCUAAACAUAACCCUAUCCGUAACCCUAACACUAAACAUAAACCUAACCCUAACUCUAAACCUAAACCUCGCAUUAACUUUAAUCCUAACAAUAAAUCCGACCCUAAACCUAUCCCUAACGCUAACACUGACCAUAACUAUAACACUAAACCUAACCCUAACCCUGACCCUCAUCCUAACCCACACACUAACCCCAAACCUAACGCUACACAUAAACCUAGACCUAACCCUAGCCGUAAACUUAACAUUAACAUUAAACUUAACUCUAAACCUAACGAGAAACAUAAAGCCAACCCUAAUCCUAAAUUUAAUCAUAACCAUAACACUAACCCUAAUCCUAAAUGUAACCCUAACUAUAUCCCUAACCUUAACACUAACACUAUCUGA